AGCUCUUAAUCUCCGGAAUCUCCCCUUUUUGGAUCGUCAUCAGUGCCAGCGUCGGCUGUGCGCGCCCUCCUCUCUCCUCCUCUCCUCAUGUCCCCUCCGAUUUCUAGGGUCAGGGUUAGGGUUUUGCGUAGCUUCCGUGCCCUCCAAUCCAUCGCCGUGUUGCCAUCUCCAAAUCAGGUCUGGGAAUAGGAUAUAUCUCGAUAUAAGUGGAUUAUUGAGCUCGUUUCAGCUGUGAAGGGCUCGGCCUGGGGGAGGGGGUGGCUCCUGGUGGGAAAGCAUGUCGAUGCAUGAAAGAAAGACUAUAGAUUUGGAGCAGGGAUGGGAUUUCAUGCAGAAGGGUAUAACAAAGUUGAAGAACAUCUUAGAAGGGAUUCCCGAGACGCAAUUCAGCUCGGAGGACUAUAUGAUGCUCUAUACAACCAUCUAUAACAUGUGCACUCAGAAACCUCCGCAUGACUAUUCGCAGCAGCUUUAUGACAAAUACCGGGAGUCAUUCGAAGAGUAUAUCAAUGUGACGGUAUUGCCAUCUUUGAGAGAGAAACAUGAUGAAUUUAUGCUGAGGGAACUUGUGAAAAGAUGGUCAAAUCACAAAGUUAUGGUCAGAUGGCUUUCACGUUUUUUCCAUUAUCUAGAUCGCUAUUUCAUUGCUCGAAGGUCGCUUCCUGCACUUAAUGAAGUUGGGCUUACUUGCUUUCGCAAUCUGGUCUAUAAUGAGAUUAAUGGUAAAGUGAGAGAUGCAGUGAUCUCUUUGAUUGAUCAAGAGCGUGAGGGGGAGCAGAUUGACAGAGCCUUGUUGAAGAAUGUCUUGGACAUUUUUGUUGAAAUUGGGUUAGGGAGUAUGGAGUGUUAUGAAAAUGACUUCGAAGCAGCCAUGCUUAAGGACACUGCUGCAUAUUACUCUCGGAAGGCUUCAAACUGGAUUUUGGAGGAUUCAUGUCCAGAUUACAUGCUAAAGGCUGAGGAAUGCUUGAAACGGGAGAAAGAUAGAGUUUCUCAUUACUUGCAUUCAAGCAGUGAGCAGAAGUUGUUGGAGAAAGUCCAACAUGAGCUACUCUUUGUAUAUGCAAGCCAACUUCUUGAAAAGGAGCACUCUGGAUGCCAUGCCUUGCUUCGGGAUGACAAGGUGGAUGAUCUAUCAAGGAUGUAUAGGCUGUUCUGCAGAAUUCCUCGUGGCCUGGACCCUGUUUCUCAGAUUUUUAAACAGCAUGUUACUUCUGAAGGCACAGCCUUGGUCAAACAAGCGGAAGAUGCUGCAAGUAAUAAGAAGGCGGAGAAAAGAGAUGUGGUUGGUUUGCAAGAGCAGGUUUUUGUCAGAAAAGUUAUUGAGCUGCAUGAUAAGUACUUGGCAUAUGUGAAUGACUGCUUCCAGAACCACUCCCUUUUUCAUAAGGCAUUAAAAGAAGCCUUUGAGGUUUUCUGUAACAAGGGUGUUGCGGGAAGCUCAAGUGCUGAACUUCUGGCAACUUUUUGUGACAAUAUUCUUAAAAAGGGUGGAAGUGAGAAACUGAGUGAUGAAGCUAUAGAGGAGACACUUGAGAAGGUUGUGAAGUUACUUGCAUAUAUUAGUGACAAAGACCUUUUUGCUGAAUUUUAUAGGAAAAAACUUGCUCGAAGGCUGCUAUUUGACAAAAGUGCUAAUGAUGAUCAUGAGAGGAGUAUCUUAACAAAGCUGAAGCAGCAAUGUGGUGGGCAGUUCACAUCAAAAAUGGAGGGAAUGGUUACUGAUUUAACACUUGCAAGAGAAAACCAAUCAGGCUUUGAGGAGUAUCUUAACGGUAAUCCUCAGGCGAAUCCUGGAAUUGACUUAACGGUUACCGUUUUAACUACUGGAUUCUGGCCAAGUUACAAAUCCUUUGAUCUCAAUCUUCCUGCUGAGAUGGUUAAAUGUGUAGAGGUUUUCAAAGAAUUUUAUCAGACAAAAACCAAACAUCGGAAGCUUACAUGGAUAUAUUCGUUGGGUACCUGCAAUAUUGUUGGAAAGUUUGAACCUAAAACCAUGGAGCUGAUUGUGACCACUUACCAGGCCUCAGCAUUGCUGCUUUUUAAUGCUUCUGAUAGACUGAGUUAUUCUGAGAUCAUGUCACAAUUGAACUUGACGGAUGAUGAUGUAAUCAGAUUGCUUCAUUCACUCUCCUGUGCAAAAUACAAAAUUCUUAACAAAGAGCCAAAUACAAAAACUAUUUCUUCAACUGACCAUUUCGAGUUUAAUUGCAAGUUCACUGAUAAAAUGAGAAGGAUCAAGAUACCUCUCCCACCAGUGGAUGAGAAGAAGAAGGUAAUUGAAGAUGUUGACAAAGACAGAAGAUAUGCAAUUGAUGCCUCAAUAGUUCGCAUAAUGAAGAGUCGCAAAGUAUUGGGUCAUCAGCAGUUAGUUUUGGAAUGUGUUGAGCAGCUUAAUCGUAUGUUUAAGCCUGACUUCAAGGCAAUAAAGAAAAGAAUAGAAGAUCUGAUCACUAGAGACUAUCUGGAGAGAGACAAGGACAACCCCAACUUGUUCAGAUACUUAGCCUGAGUGAAUUUCUGCUGUUGAUAGAAGGAAGUCUUCUCGUCUGCCUUUUUGUCAGGGUAGCUGCCAACAUUAGUGCAAAAGCAUGUCAUUAUUCUGUUGGAAACUCAAAUUAUAAAAUGCUGCCAAAGGGUUUUUUGCUGCAAGGUUGGGUAUAAUUCUUAGCUCUGUGAGCCUUCGUACUUGUACAUUUACCUUGAAGCCAGAUUACUGCCUAGGAUCUUACAGUGGCAAGUGAAGCUUCCAGCAAUCCGAAAUAUUCAAAUGCAGUUUUCGUGCUGCUGCAUCUUGAUAUAUUGUAGGCGUGUUUCUUCUCAAAUCUUCUUCUAUAUUCUAGUUUGUUCUUAUAAUAUAUUGCAUCCUAUUUUGGUAUUUUAUUUGUUUCCUGUGCCUGUCUCAAGUGACUAUUGACAAGGUAUAUAAGACUGCUUACAUGGGUUUUUUUACUGUUCUUUUAUUCAAAAUUGCAUUGUUUUGGUACUG
Elaeis guineensis (African oil palm) is the source of this 2989-nucleotide messenger RNA. Its product is annotated as cullin-1. Gene Ontology annotation, biological process: ubiquitin-dependent protein catabolic process. The record is from RefSeq and is a predicted model, not a curated record. Lineage: Eukaryota; Viridiplantae; Streptophyta; Magnoliopsida; Arecales; Arecaceae. Gene Ontology annotation, cellular component: cullin-RING ubiquitin ligase complex. Gene Ontology annotation, molecular function: ubiquitin protein ligase binding.